AUGUCAUCGGAUUCGGAUGUUAAAGAAGAGCUGAAAUAUGAGAUUUCUGGAGAACAGUCUUAUAACGAAGAUGAAAAACAACUUUCAGAACUUGAAUUAGAUCAUACUAGUUUAUCAUUAGGAUAUAGACAGACAUUACAUAGAACAUAUCAAUUUUUUGAUAAUUUCUCUAUUGGCUUUAUAGCGUUAUAUUUUGUUGGUGGUAUAAGGAUCGUUUAUACAACAGGUAUAUUUGCAGGAGGACCGCAAGCGUAUUGGAUAAGUUAUCUUAUCUCAUGUAUUGGAAUGUCUAUUACGGCUGCUGUUAUGGCAGAAUCAUGUUCAGCACUUCCUGUGUCUGGGUCUAUUUAUUUAUGGGCAUCUAAAUAUGCAUCACCAAAAUAUAAAAGAUUAAUAGGUUUCCUUGUGGCUUGGUGGUCAAUCAGUGCAUGGGUGAGUUUUGUUGCUGGUAAUACACAAAGUGCUGUUAAUUUUCUUUUAUCUGAACUUCCUAUUUUUGGUGUGAAUUUUCCGACAUCUACCAAUGUUUUUAAGUUCAGAAUUGUUCAAUGGCUUCUUAGUGAAUUUUUAUUGGCGUUUUCUACUGUAAUAAAUUAUCUGAAGCCCGAUUUAUUUAAGUAUGCACUUCGUAUAUCAUGUAUGAUUAUUAUUUUGGAUUUUUUUUUAAAUAUAAUAUGGUUGCCUAUUGGUGUUUCAAAAACCUAUGGUUUUCAAGAUAUAACUUUUCUUAUGGAAACAUACAAUGGUACUAAUGCUACUCCAAUAUGGAAUUGGUGUUUAUCUUUUCUUUCUACUUCUGGUGUACUUAUUGGAUUUGACGCACCUGGUCAUCUGGCGGAAGAAACAAAAAAUGCCAGUCUGGCUACGGCUCGAUCUAUUUUUACCAGUGUUCUUGUGACUGGAUUGUUUGGUAUUCCUGUUGUCUUUCUUUUUAUUUUUUGUUCACCUAAGUUGGAUGUUUUAUUUUCUUUGGAUGUUCCUCAACCAUUUGUACAGUUGUAUUCACUGGCUCUUGGUAAAAAGGCACAUGUAUUUUUAAAUCUUGUUAUCAUUUUUGGUCAUCUUUUAAAUACAACAGUUGCUAUCACAUCUUCUUCUCGGCUAGUUUAUGCUGCUGCUCGUGAUGGUGCGUUUUUUAUGCAUAAUUGGCUUUCUAAAGUAGACCCUUGGCUUCAACCUAGGAAUUCUGUAACAUUAGUUUGGAUAAUAUCAUCCAUCAUUCUAUGUACAAUUCUUGUUAAUCAAGUUGCAUUUACAAGUUUAAUUAGUGCAAUGGCUCUUCCAACUGUAUGUGCAUAUGGAUUAAUAGCAUUUUUACGUUUGUUACAUAAAUCAGACGAUUCCUUACAAGUCAAAUGGUCACUUGGAAGGUUUUCUAGACCCUUUCAGUUCAUUGCUUUUAUAUGGUGUAUCUUUGUAAUUUCUGUUCUCGCUUCUCCCUAUCAAUUUCCUAUUUCUUUAUCAACAUUUAAUUAUGCACCAAUCAUGCUUGUCCUUGUGACAAUAGGAAGUUUGAUAGUUUAUUGGAUAUACCCUCAUAAUACCUGGCUUAUAUAA
This is a messenger RNA of Pneumocystis carinii B80, 1557 nucleotides long. RefSeq lists its product as hypothetical. NCBI's taxonomy places the organism in Eukaryota, Fungi, Ascomycota, Pneumocystomycetes, Pneumocystales, Pneumocystaceae. Gene Ontology annotation, biological process: transmembrane transport. Gene Ontology annotation, cellular component: membrane. The record is from RefSeq and is a predicted model, not a curated record. The coding region runs from base 1 to 1557 and encodes 518 amino acids. The transcript is spliced from 11 exons. Gene Ontology annotation, molecular function: transmembrane transporter activity.